Eimeria acervulina is the source of this 7626-nucleotide messenger RNA. RefSeq lists its product as hypothetical. The record is from RefSeq and is a predicted model, not a curated record. Bases 1 to 7626 code for a protein of 2541 amino acids. The transcript is spliced from 16 exons. Gene Ontology annotation, biological process: endoplasmic reticulum to Golgi vesicle-mediated transport; protein localization to phagophore assembly site. Gene Ontology annotation, cellular component: phagophore assembly site; TRAPPIII protein complex; cytoplasmic vesicle. Lineage: Eukaryota; Apicomplexa; Conoidasida; Eucoccidiorida; Eimeriidae.
AUGCAGCAGGAGACAGACAAAAGCAGCAAAACUAUGUGGCUGUCUAAUACCUUUGCCCCUUAUAUCCUUGUAGGGGGGUCUGAGACAGCAAAGAGAGAGGUUGCGCUAUUAACAGGUCUCUCUCUUGCUGCUCUCUUCCAGCCCUUCGGCGGGGAUGCGCUGCAGCGGAUUCAAGCAAAGGCAGCAGCAGCAGCAGCAGCAGCAGCACCAGGGCAGCAGCAGCAAGGGGGAGGGCCUCAUGGGGCACCUCUGGGGGCCCCACAAGGGGCCUCCUUGCUGCAGGGAGUAGAAGCAGAAGCUGAAGUUUCUGCAGAGAUGCUAGGACAGCUCAGCGGGUCUCCAGUUGAAGGAGUUAGGGUGCCUCCUGUGUCGCUGCAGCUGCGGCUUGCAUGCGCUUCGGGUGCUGCUGCUGGUGGAAGCAGCAGCAGCAAGAGCAGCAGCAGCAGCAGCAGCGGAGUUAGGCGUGAGUCGCGUCCCUUCUGCGUCAGGUUUCUUAACUUAGAAGAAGCAGAGCCAGUUCCUGCUGCUGCAGUUGAAGCACUCUCUUGCAGCUCGCUGCUGCUGUCUCCCCCUCGUGCUGCAGCACUUAAAGAAAAGAUGCAUGCAAGCAUAUUCAAAGGCCCUCAGCAGAGGAGGCCCCCUUUUCAUUCAGCAGCAUCUGCUGCUGCUGCUGCUGCAGACAGCGCUGCUGCACGUGCAUCAUCACCACGUGCACCUUCACCCGCAGCAGCAGCAGCAGCAGCAGCACCAGCACCAGCAGCAGCAGCAGCAGCAGCAGCAGCAGGAGGGGAGUUACCUUGGUUUGCAGAAUGGCGACGAGUUGUUUUUGAGGGUUUGCGUUUCAACGAGCAUGAAGCAUUAUCUCAGCCAGUAGGGUUUAUCUAUUUCGUCAGUGCAGCAGAAGAAGAUCCUGUUGCUGCUUUAGAUUAUUUGCUGCAGCCUAAGCAUACUCCUCUUCUUUGCAGACAAUAUGUCCUAGACCCUAACCCUGUACGCGCUGUUAUUCUUCUUGAUGUACACCCCGAAGCAUAUGCUGCACGAAUUGCUGCUGGGGGGCCCCCUGGGGGCCCUAUGCAGCACACGCAGACACUGGACCCCCCGCAGCAGCAGCAGCAGCAGCAGCAGCAGCAGCAGGUGUUUGCUGCUGCAGGGGAGGCAGCACCAGGAGGGGCGUCUGCAGCAGCAGCUAGUCCUGUUGCUGCUGCUGCUGCUGCUGCUGCUGCUGCAUCACACGCUCAGAAGGAAGAGGCUUGGGGGUCCCCCGAAGAGAGAGCAGCAAGAACAGCAGAUAUAAUGAAGAAGAUUUGCAGCGUCUUCCCUCCAGCUAACUGUCAUCUCCUUACCCUCGGCCGCGGCUGUACAGACAGACGCCAUCUACAGGUAACUCCAGCAGCAGCAGCAGCAGCAGCAGCAGAUAGAGCAGCAGCAGAUAGAGCAGCAGCAGAUAGAGCAGCUGAACCAGCACUGCUGCCGGCCAUUCGUUUUUUGUAUUAUUCUUCUCUUUCUUUGUCUUUCUCGGAGUCUCUCUCUGGGCAUUUAACUCCAACACUUCUUGCUCAGCCUUGCCCUCCUCACACUCACCCCCCGCUGCAGCAGCAGCAGCAGCAGCAGCAGCAGCAGCAGUUGCAGCAGCUGCAGCACCAGCAGCAGCAGCAGCAGCAGCAGCAGCAGCAGCAGCAGCAGUUGCUGCUGCAGCAGCAGCAGCUGCAGCAGGGGCAGUAUAUCGAUUGCACUGAAGGAGACUCCAGCAGCAGCAGCAGCAGCAGCACCAAUGGAGGCCCCAGCGACGUAGAAGGGAAGAGAAGCAGCGACGGACAGCCUCCGUCUCCUUCGGGGCACUCCCCUGCAUACGUUCUGCAUGCAAUUGAGUGGCAGUAUCGUUUACUGGGGGAUCUCAGUUUAAUCUUCGGGCAGCCUGAGGCAGCGCUUCAGAGUUAUAGGAGUUGUGCUGCAGAUUUUAAACAAGACAAGAGGUGGACGUACUUAGGGGGUGCGUACGAGAUGUGUGCGGCGUCGCUGCAUGCAAUGGGGGGUCAGCGGAGAGAAGUAGAGUCUUACCUAGACCAGGCUUAUGCUGCUUAUCUCAAGGCGGGUGCGGGUCGCUUAGCACUUCGCUGCGUGUUACUGGGGCACCGGUUGCUGAUGGAGGAGUGCAGCAGCAGCAGCAGCAGCGGCAGCGGCUUGUUUGGGGGCAGCAGCGGGACGGGUGGUGGCAGCGGCGGCAGCAGCAGCCUGAGCAGCAGCAGCAGCAGCAGCAGCAGCGGCGCUGCUAGCUUCCUGCAGCUGCCUCAUAUGCUGCACCUCCCCCUUAUAAUUGGUGGUGGGGGCCGCCCAUCUGAUGCCUGUGCAGAGGUAGCAUGCCGAUUGCUUGCUGCUAACUCUGAUCUUCCUUCUCUAGAUGCAGCAGCUUGGCAGCAGCAGCAACAGCAGCAGCAGCAGCAGUAUCAGCAGCAGCAUCUUGAUCAACAGGACCAGCAGCAGCAGCAGGACCAGCAGCCGCACCAGCAACAGCAGCAACAGCAACAGCAACAGCAGCAGCAGCAGCAGCAGCAGGGUGUAUCUGCUAUUCAGGCUCAAAGCCAAGCGAUACGCAGCGCAAUGCUGCUGGAGCAGGCAGCAGUUUGUUUAGAAAGAGGGGGCAGCUCGCAUCAAAGAAAACGAAGCUUUCACUUAGUCAUGGCCGGGCACACCUACUAUAAAGCAGGGUAUAAGCGGUUUGCACUGCGUUGCUACCUCGAGGUGUUAAACGAAUAUGAAGAGGCGUCCUGGCUAUUUGUUUUGCUGCACUUGCGCUUUAUUAUAGCGAGACAGAGCUGCAGCUUAAGACUAUUAGAAGAAGCUUUGCUGCACUUUGCUGCUCUAUUCAAUGAUAUUGCUGCUCUAGAAGAAUGUCUGUCUGUCAUUGCUGCUGAUCGGCAGCAGCACUACAUGAAGGAGCUUCUCUUCCUCUGCCGCGUGCUGCUGGAGCGACAGCGCCUAGCAGCAAAAGUUGAACCCCCCCUGCAGCAGCAGCAGCAGCAGCAGCAGCAGCAACAGCAGCAAGUGGGGGCAGCAGCGCCUUCGUUGUGCGUCGCCCUCCAGCCUGAACUGCGGCUGCCGCUGCUGCAGCAGCGCGACUCGCUUGGGCUCUUCAGCGGCAGCGUUGGGGUGUAUUUAUUAGGGGAUGCGCUGAUGCAGCAAACAGCGGAGACAGAGCAGCAAGAGGCCUCAUUCCUAUCAGACAAGUCUGCUGCUGCUGCAGCUGCAGCAGCAGCAGCAGCAGGAGCAGCAGGAGAAGAGCCUCUUCCUUCGUUUGUUCAGAUGGGAGAGGCUUGCUGCCGCGGAGUGUCUCCUGAGGGUGUGCAGGAGCUGCAGGUGCAGCAGCAGUUCUUGGGGCGUCUCUAUUUGGAGGCGAGGAAGCAUUUGUUUGCUGCAGAGACAGCAGGAGACAACCAGGCAGACAAUACGCAUCGGCCUCCUUUGCUGUCUCUUCCUGUUGCUGAGGCAUACAGGAGACAAACAGCAGCAGGGCUGCCUGUGACGGUGGAGUUCUGUAUAUUGAAUCCGCUGUCUCUGCAGCUGCAUCUGAGCUGUCUUCGACUCCUAGCAAGGCUGCUGCCUCUGCCAGGAGAAGCUCCUGCUGCUGCUGCUGCUGCUGCUGCUGCUGCUGCAGGGAGACAGGAAGGGCCCGAGAUGGGGGUUCUCGUCUCCCAGGUGAACGUACACCUCAAACCUGGAGGCAGCGCCAUCAUGCAGCUGACAGCAACGCCCCUAAAGCCAGGCAUUCUAUGUAUAGAAGGUGUGGAGUGUGAGUUGUUUGGGUUGGUGAGGGCUCGUCAGUAUUUUUUUCUUCACGGCGAUCGGUGUUUGUCGCACGGGUUCGAUACGCGGCAUUUAUUAUUGCUGGAUAUAGAUGAAGGAGACAAUGGUUUGCUGCAGCAAGGAGACAGCGGUUUGCUGCAGCAAGGAGACAGCUCCUGCACGCUGCAGCAAAGGCUCGCACGAGUGCGGGAGGCCCUCUCGAGGCAGCCCCUUGCUGCAGCACCAACAACAGCAGCAGCAACAGCAGCAGCAGCACCCAAUUCAAGCACUUCUAUGUAUACAAACAGCACAACAGAUGCAGAAAUAGACCGAGAAGCAGAGAUAGAGACAAGGAGAGAGCUAUCGGUGCUGCUGAGGGGCAUGCCGCUGUUCUAUAGCCUUGAUGCUGAGAGCUUCAGGCUAAUACACAUAGGCACCCCUAUGCAGAUAUACCGCUGGGAGCACCGACAAAGAAGUGCAGCAACACAUAAGAAAGACCUUCGUUUGGAGCUGAGUGUUGCUGCUGAUGUUUCCUUCCUUGUUGCUUCCCUUCUUAACUGGCCAGGACCCCAGCAGCAGCAGCAGCAGCAACUGCAGCUGCAGCAGCAGCUGCUGCAGCAACACCUGCAGCAGCAGCAGCAAGAAGGGGAAGAAGAAGUUUCGCCCGAGAGAGGAACAGGCAGCACCUGCCUGACGCUGCCGGCAACGGGGGAGGGUCUGUCCCCUCCACCAUCUGAAGAAGUUUCUGCUUCUGGAGGGUUUGUUGCUGCUCCUGCUGCUGCUGCUGCAGCAACAGCAACACCCCUAUCAACAGGAACGCCAGCAGCAGGCCCUGCAGCAGCAGCAGCAGCAGCACAAUCAGGAGGAGCAGGAGCAGCAGCAGCAUCAGCAGCAGCAGCGGGAGCGAACAGCAGCUGGCUUUACUGCGGAGAGCAGCGGGAGUGUUUCCUGCUGCUGCAGCACCUCAGCAGCAGCACUUCUCUUGUUGAUUUGUCUGUUGCUGCCUGCCCGAAGGAUCUGGUGGCUAUCACAGCAGCUUCCCUUCUCACAGCUAAGGAAGCAGCAAUGCUGCUGCAGCAGCAGCAGCACAUGCAGCAGCAGCAGCAGCAGCAGCAAAUGCAGCAGCAACAGUGGCUGCAGAACAAGGAUGAAGAGGCUGGGGGCGGCCUUCGAGUUGGGGGUGUCCCCUUGCGAGUUAUUUCAGAAGACGCAAACAGCAGCAGCAGCAGCAGCAGCAGCAGCAGCUACCGCAAGAGCGUAGGAGGAGAUGGUGAAAGUUUAGCUUCAGUGAGGGUCUUCCGUUUGCUGCCACAGACACCAGAUGCGGAGCCUGAAGGACCCCACAGCUGCAGCAGCAACAGCAACAGCAGCAGCAGCAGAAGCAGCAGCAUUUCAAGUAGCUGCUGCAGUGUAGUGCCUCCAGGAAUGUUUGUUUGUCUGCGUCUCUUCGUGCGAGGAGCUCGCCCAGGGAUACACCGCGUUCGUUUCUGUCUAAGGGGACAGCCUCAGCAGCAGCAGCAGCUGCUGCUGCAGCAACAGCAACAGCAGCAGCAGCAGCAGCAGCAGCAGGGGUUGGGGCCCCUGCCUCCUCCCGUGUGGCGAGCCGUGGAGGCAGUGCUUACGGUGGCUCCCUCUCUGGAGCUGAAUGUACAGCCGCGUUUAUCUUUUCAAAGUCGCGAGAAAAUUUUAUUUAUUUGUUCUGUACGCAACACCUCGCAGCAGCCGAUGGUGCUGUGUGGCUUAGCAGCAGUUAGCUUGCAAGCCCUGCAGCAGCAGCAGCAGGAGCAACAGCAGCAACUGCUGUUGCUGCAGGAGGAGGACGUUGGGGAAAGGCGGCGGAGCAGAGAGCAGCAGGGGGAGAAGAAAGCAGCAGCAGCAGGAGCUGCUGCUGCUGCUGCUGCAAGCAGCAAGACCUUAAAAGACUGCGAGCUGCUGCAUGUAGGCCUUAUCAGCAGGGCACUAACAACAAAAGAAAAACCUUUACCUCCUUGGUUGCUGCAGCUGCUGCCUUAUCGCGAGUUGGCUGCAGCAGCACCCCACAGCUGUACAUACACCGCAAGCUGCGCAUACACCUCAAACUGCAUAUACACCCCAGAACGAACGCAGAGAACGCUGGGGCCAGGAGAAGAAGUGCUGCUGCUUUUCUCGCCUCAAGACCCGCAGCAACUGCAACAACUCCUCCAAACAAACGGCACUGGAAUGCAAGUGGCGUUACGCUGGGCGUUGGGCAGCAGCAGCAGCAACGGCCAGUCUUUUGCUGCUGCUGCUGCUGCUGCUGCUGCUGCUGCUUCUGCGGAGACGGUGGCUGUGCACGAGAUUGAGAUGGAGAGACAAACAAAUGCACAAAAGCAAAUAGCAGCAAGCAUUCAAGAAGAAAAAGAAAAAGAAGAUUGGGGCUGCAUGCGGACGGGGACAAUCCUUGCAAAGAAACCCAUAUCUCUCGCAGUACUCCCAGAAGGGAUUCCUCUUGAGCUUUCGGUCUCCGCUGUCGUUCCUGCUGCUGCUGCUGCUGCUGCUUCUCCCGCUGCAGGAGCAGCAGCAGGAGCAGCAGCUGCUGCUGCAGCUGCUGGUUGUAGUUCGCAUAUUGUUGAGUGGAGGGCCCACUGCAUUUAUAAAGUAUAUUUUACUGUUCGUAAUAUAUCGCCUUGUGUUUGUUUUAGCUUGCGGCUUAUUGCCAAGACUCCAGCAGCAGCAGCAGCAGCAACAGCAGCAGCAGCAACAGCAGCAGAAGAGGAGGAACAGCAGCAGCAGCAGCAAAUGCAAUACCAACACACCAAUCAAUACUCACCGCAAACUGCUGCUGUUGUUUUCCUCCCACCGCUGUGCACUCCCAAGGUUGUUACGCCCCUUGAACUGCAGCAGCAGCAGCUGCUGCAGCAGCAGCAGCAGCAGCAGAUAUUGCUAGAGGAUGUCUGCUUCAAUGAUGGAAUGGGGGCUCGCCUGAAGCAGCGACUCAUUCAGGUGCGUCUGGGCAGCAGCAGAGAGCUGUUAGAAAGAGGAGAGCGAGGAAAUAGAGAAGAAGAAGACGAAAAAUAUAGAGAGAGAGAAGAUCUUAAAAGGCUGCCAAGCGACAGCAGCAACACAGCAGCAGCAGCAGCAGCAGCAGCAGCAGCAAUGGAUGGGAGUCCCCUGCUCGCUUCUCCACAAACCGUUGGAAACCAUGACAACGAACCGCAGAAGCUGCAACAGCUGCAGCAGCAGCAGCAGCUAGCAGCAGGCGGAGUCGAGCUGGAUCCAGUGCUGGCGCAGCACAGCACCCUCUCUCCUCAACACACAGCAGCAGCAAUGCCAGCAGCAGCAGCAGCAGCAGCAGAUGGAUCGGCAGCAUCCCCGGGUUGGCGUGGAGCUGCUGCGGAGCCGUGGAGUACGAACUCUUCGCUGAUGCAUGCAGAGGGGCUUACAGGAGCAGCAGGAGCAGCAGCAGGAGAGGAAGCUGUGGCUGGUGCUGCUGCUGCUGUCCCUGGGGGUUGCUGCAUUUGGCUGGGGAAGGUGCAGCAAGAGCUGGGGUUGCUGCUGCCUGGCAGCAGCAAAACUGCGGAGUUCUGUGCUUUGUUUCCUUUACCAGGUAUUUAUGAUGUUAAUAAUAUUCAAGUCGAACUACAAGUAGUACCUCCACCAACAGCUGCUGCUGCUAGCAGCAGCAGCUGCAGAAGCAGGGUUGCAGACAGUGCAGUCGCAGAGGGGAGGCUGUUUGACGGCGCCCCAGCGGCAACAGCAGCAACAGCAGCAGCAGCAGCAGCAGCAGCAGCAAAGGGAUGGGGUGGUAUUGGGGUUGGGGAGAGAGCAGUUGUUUCUUUUCCCUUUUCUUUUAUUGUGCAUGCACUUCCUGGAGACUCCUCCAGGUGA